This is a messenger RNA of Staurois parvus, 1092 nucleotides long. The record is from the annotation of a GenBank genome assembly. Lineage: Eukaryota; Metazoa; Chordata; Amphibia; Anura; Ranidae.
AUGAAAGGAGAAAAUUUCAUGUUUUUCCCUAAAUUACGAGGAUGGAGACCUUGCUGGAGGGGACGCUGGAGGGCUCUUAAGUCACAGAUUCUUGCAGCCAGUUUGACCUGCAUGGUACUUUUUGUAUAUGCGUGUACACAGGAUUUAUUGCAAGGUCCUCUGCAUUUUUCCUUGCUGUGGGGAACUUCUCCACCAACGCAGGUGACUCUCCUAAUCUGGUAUGAGCCGUUUGGCAAAUUGAGACGACUUGGAGACUGCCGUGUCCUUUUCAACAUCACCGGUUGUCAUCUAACCACCAACAGGAGCCUUGUACAAGAGGCUGACACCGUCUUGUUCCAUCACCGGGACAUUGGAGACUUUGGAGACUUUCCUUUCGAAAAACGGUUACCUUCCCAGAAAUGGAUCUGGAUGAACUUUGAAUCUCCAUCACAUUCCCCUUGGCUGUCCUCUCUUGGGGGAGUAUUCAACUGGACCAUGUCCUACAGGGUAGACUCAGAUAUAUUUGUGCCAUAUGGCUAUUUAUUUUCCAGAAAACGCUCAAAAAUAAUACUUCCACGCAAGAAAAAGUUGGUGGCAUGGGUUAUAAGCAACUGGAAUGAGGACCACGAACGAGUUCAGUAUUACAACCAACUGAGGGAGUACAUAGAUAUAGAUAUUUAUGGGCGGUAUGGGAUGGAUUUGAAACAGGAUAACAUUGUAAAAACAGUGUCGGAAUAUAAAUUUUACCUCGCCUUCGAGAAUUCACUGCACACAGAUUAUAUCACAGAAAAACUAUGGCGGAACGCCUUCAAGUCUAGCGCAGUAGUCCCUAUUGUCAUGGGCCCUAGUCGGUACAACUAUGAGAUGUUCCUCCCACGGAACUCCUUCAUCCAUGUGGAUGACUUCUCAAAUCCCCGAAAACUUGCCAUGUACUUGAAAUUUUUGGAUAAAAACAUGCACAUGUACCGGAGGUAUUUCACAUGGAGGAAAAGGUACGAUGUUCAUGUGACCUCAUUUUGGGACGAACAUUAUUGCACAGCCUGCGAAACUGUGAAGGCAGCUGGAAGUCAGCAUCGAACGAUCACAGAUCUUGCAGGAUGGUUUGAAAGUUGA